UCCACCAGCAUCACAGAAGUUCCUCCUAAUUGUUCUGGCCUGGUCCAGUUGUAACCAUGACGACUGCCGAGCAACCUAACGGACUGUGCCGAAGAAACAUCCAAGCCCAUCAGACAGAGGAGAACUCCAAUCAUGUUGGAGACCAUAAUAAUUCACAUGCUGAAGAUCUGAGGCAGUGGGAGAAACAUGCACAGAAGGUGAAGUUGAAGGUCCUGGAGCAGGUCCAGGAUCAGCUUGGUCACAUACUAGAGAAAGCUCUGACUGAGUCCAUCCAGCCUUUUACACAAAACAAACCAACAGUCAACGGAAAGACGGUAAAACCCACAUCCAGUUCCCAGAGAAUGGACAGCAGUAAAGUGUUUAUGGAGAGGCCAUCACUGCUGGAUGAACUCUUUGAGAUCAGCCACAUCAGAACCAUCUACCACAUGUUCAUAGCCGUCCUCCUCAUCUUCUGUAUGAGCACGCUGGCUGUCGACUACAUUGACCAGGGCAGGUUGGUCCUGGAGUUCGACCUGCUCUUCUUCGCCUUUGGGAAGCUGGGAACUGUCACCCUGGCCUGGUUUGUGAUGUUUGCCUACACCCUGUUUGUUCCCUAUUGCUUCCUGGUGCUUUGGGGGUCUUGGUACCACAGAGUCCCCUCUAAGCUGGGUCUCUCCCUCAGCAUGGGCCUUGUCCUGUCUGCAUUGCAGAUGUAUGUACUGGGACAUUUCCCAGUCCACGUGGUCGUACACAACCAGCUGCCACCGGCCUCUCGGUUCAUUGUAAUACUUGAACAGGUUCGAUUCCUGAUGAAGAGCUACUCUUUCGUAAGAGAAACAGCCCCCGUUAUUAUCAAGAAUCCACCAAAGGAAGGAGAAAGCCCCAGAUUCCCUACAUUGUCCAGCUAUCUGUACUUCCUCUUCUGUCCAACGCUCAUCUACAGAGAAUCAUACCCUCGAAAUACCCACAUAAGAUGGAGAUACGUUGGCAUCACUCUUGGCAUGAUCUUGGGAUGUCUGUUUUACAGCUACUUCAUCCUGGUCCGCCUUUGUAUCCCUGUCUUCAGACCUUCAACCAGCCAGCCUUUCAGUAAAAGGACGAUGGUUCUGGCUGUGUUCCACUCAAUAUUACCAGGUAUUAUGCUCCUGCUGUUGUGUUUCUUCGCCUUCCUGCACUGCUGGCUCAACCUCUUUGGGGAGCUGCUGCGUUUUGCUGACAGGAUGUUCUACAAGGAUUGGUGGAACUCUACGUCUUUUGCCAACUAUUACCGUACAUGGAAUGUGGUGGUUCACGACUGGCUCUAUUGCUAUGGAUACAGAGACUUCCUCUGGCUGUCCAAAAGGAAAUUCCGAACAGCUGCUAUGCUCUCUGUGUUCAUCGUCUCUGCUGUCGUCCACGAGUACGCCUUGGCCAUGGGCUUUGGCUUCUUUUAUCCCGUCCUGUUCUUUCUCUUUGCUGUCUUUGGAGUGGUGUUUAACUUUACCAUGAACGACAAGCGGCAGAGCCCCGUGUUCAACGUCAUCAUGUGGGUGUGUCUCUUCCUGGGUCAGGGCGUCCAGGUGUGUCUUUACUGCCAGGAGUGGUACGCUCAGAUACACUGUCCUCGCACAGGGAAUAGUUUCCUGGAGUUGGUGACACCUCGAUCGUGGUCCUGCAGCUACCAGAGAUGAAGCUGCUUUUCUUCUGGUCCGGAGGGAUAAAUGAUGAAAGGAUGGAGGAUUUAAAGCCACAAUGGACUGAACAUAGCAGAGAGGAAGCAAGAACUACUUGAAAGAUGUGUACAUAAACGAUUCCUGAUUUUGGUGUGUUGAUCCAGUCACUUUUCUUCUGGGUGUUGUUGUGAAGUUUUCCUUAUGUCACCGAUUUAGACCUUCUAAAUGUUUUAUUUGCAGCAGUAUUAAAUACUGUUUAUAUCAGGUGGUGUGUGACUCUCCUGAAAAUGGUUGUAUCUGACUUAUUGUUUACCAAAUGUUUGUAAGAAAGCUGUAGCAUUAUAAUUAAUAAGUGGUUUGUAUAAAGACAAAGUGUUUACGGAUUUAACAAGUAAGAUAUAUUCAUAUGUGAGAAUUACAGAUGAUAAGCAGAUUCUUCACCUUUGCACAAAGCCAGGCUUUUCCUCCUGUUACUAGUCUUAAUGCUAAGCUAGGCUAAUCACCUCCUGUCUCAUAUACAAACUAAAACAUAUGAGAAAAUAUGUGCUAUACAUUUUCUAGGCUAUAUUUCAACCUCUUACUUUCCUCAAUGUAAAUAUUUGAAUAAGUGAAUGUUUUUGUUAAAGUAAGUUCUUAAAAAUGUAACAUUAAAGUCAGAUGUGUUUACUUAACUCAAAACAAGAGGUUUGCUAUCA
Notolabrus celidotus (New Zealand spotty) is the source of this 2326-nucleotide messenger RNA. It is a transcript of the gene soat2, whose product is annotated as sterol O-acyltransferase 2. Gene Ontology annotation, molecular function: cholesterol binding; cholesterol O-acyltransferase activity; fatty-acyl-CoA binding. Bases 57 to 1649 code for a protein of 530 amino acids. Gene Ontology annotation, cellular component: endoplasmic reticulum membrane. The transcript is spliced from 15 exons. NCBI's taxonomy places the organism in Eukaryota, Metazoa, Chordata, Actinopteri, Labriformes, Labridae. Gene Ontology annotation, biological process: cholesterol metabolic process; cholesterol efflux. The record is from RefSeq and is a predicted model, not a curated record.